CCCUCGCCAUUUCCAGUCUCGAUCGCUAAUGGCGAGCACGGCGGAAGCGCUGCGGCUGCCCCCGCGCCUCUCGGGUUCGCCGCCAUCCUCGCCCGUCACCGUCGGCGCGCUACUCACCAAUGCUGUCGGCGCCAGCAGGACCCGGCGCGAAUGCCGUUCACCACGGUCCCUGCUGUCGCGCAUUCUUGGGAGGGGCGGCGGCGGGUUCGGCUGCCGCCUGCGCAUCCCCUGCUACUGCUCCAGCGGCGCCGGAGCGGCCGCCAAGGAGGACGCCGUAGAGGAGGAGGUGGCCGCGCCUAAGGUGGUCGUGGCGAGCAAGCAAGAAGCAGAGGUUCGCGAGUCGCCUCGGAGUUCACUGCAGGGGAUGAAGGCGGCGCCGGAGGUGUCGGCGGCGAGCCUCGGGCUGGGCGCGGGCCUGGUGCUGCUGCUGUCCAGGGGCGCGGCGGAGCUGAGCAGGAUGGCGGAGCUGCGCGCCCAGAUGGAGCGGCUGGUGAUGGACGUCAGGGCGGAGGCGCGUGGCAGCACCCGCUCCGACUUGUCUGACAGCGGCCAUGUCGAUGACGGUGCCAGCGUCGUCAAGGAGCGCAUCGUCUUCACCGAUGCCGGCGGCGAGGACGCCUCGUUGUCCUGUGGUUCACGCGAUGCCACCUCGGCGUGCGGCGAUGCGGGCGUUGGAGAUGCUGUCGCUGCGAUGGAUCAGAUGGAAGCGGAGCUCGAGGCGGAACUGACGCGCCUGCAGCUCGACUCGGACCUCGGUGACGGGGAGGAGGAAUGCGUGACCCCGCGGCGAGAUCACCAGCUCGAGUCCGCCGUGAAGAGCGACAUCUCCUCGGAGAGCGGCUCCCCUGCUUGCGUCGGCAUGGACGGCGUCCUCGACGACGCGGCGAGAGGAUGCAAGGAACACGAAGACAACGAGGAAGAGGAGGAGGGAGCCACUGACGAGGAGGACGAAGAUAGCAAGGCGUGCGACGGCGGUGUGCCGGCCCGUGUGCUGGAACGGAGGCUGCACGAGCUCCUGCAGUCGCGUCACGAGGAGCGGAUCGCGGAGCUGGAGACGGAACUGGAGCGCGCGCAGAGGAAGCUGCGGGACAAGGAGCGCGAAGUGUCGCGGUGGCGCGACACCGCCAAGCUCGUCUCCCGCCACAAGGACGAGUCGCGGCUCCGGUAGAACCGUAGAACCAAACAACCGACGUCCGUCGCAACAAUCAUCCUGGCAUGACCCUUUUUUAGAUGGAACAACCGUAUUCCAUUAAGGCACGACUAAAUCAUCGGUUACAGCACAAGUUACAUCAUCAGAAUAGUUAGGGAACCACUGGUUAGACGCUCCAGCACCUAAUCGUGCACCAAUAGCAGCCAACACAUACGCUGGCUUAUUACAUUCUCAUGGAAUAUGAACUAUAUCAGAGCCUGAAUAAAUUGUGUGGCAAGCUUCACCUUAAUUGGAGUGAAGUCUGUUUAAAA
Triticum aestivum (bread wheat) is the source of this 1461-nucleotide messenger RNA. RefSeq names its product protein POLAR proteinALIZATION DURING ASYMMETRIC DIVISION AND REDISTRIBUTION-like. Gene Ontology annotation, biological process: asymmetric cell division. Bases 29 to 1168 code for a protein of 379 amino acids. The record is from RefSeq and is a predicted model, not a curated record. Lineage: Eukaryota; Viridiplantae; Streptophyta; Magnoliopsida; Poales; Poaceae. The transcript is spliced from 4 exons.